GAUUCCACACACCGCUGAUUGAUUCGGCUCACGUUUUGAUAGUAAGGAGAUUUUGGUAAGAAAGAAAGUAACAUUUAAGACAUAAAAACAGGGAAACGUAUACAGUAUGUACAGAUUUAAUUCCUUCGUAGGAGAUGAAAUACUUCCGGCAUCAAUGUGGUAUCUAUGACGCCAGAUAAGUGGGCGUGGUUUUAUCACGUGUGCUAUUGCGGAAGUAGUUAUCACGUGAGCGGCUGCUUUAUUUGUGUCUUUGCGAUGAGAUAAAAUGAGCAGAAAAACAAACAGUUCUGCGUUUUUAUUCAUUUCGUUAUGGGUCUGUUUUUGCUCGGCUGAUAAGAGCUACGUUAUAGACGAUGACGGAGGGUUUGGACGGACGUUUGAUGGCAUUGGAGGUGUGAGCGGCGGUGGGGCAACGUCUCGCCUUCUUGUGAACUAUGCUGAACCGUACAGAAGUCAAAUACUGGAUUACCUUUUCAAGCCCAACUUUGGAGCUUCUUUACAAAUACUAAAAGUUGAAAUCGGAGGCGAUGCACAGACGACAGAUGGUACAGAGCCAUCACACAUGCACUCUCCGAAUGAUGAGAAUUAUUUCAGGGGAUACGAGUGGUGGCUGAUGAGAGAGGCCAAGAAGAGGAAUCCUAACAUCACACUGAUAGGCUUGCCAUGGGCGUUUCCUGGAUGGGUUGGUCAUGGGAGAAACUGGCCUUAUUACUACCCUGAUAUAACUGCAUACUAUGUUGUGUCCUGGAUUAUUGGAGCGAAGCAGUACCACGACCUGGACAUUGAUUAUGUUGGGAUAUGGAAUGAAAGGACUUAUAACAGCAAAUAUAUCAAGAUCCUGCGCUACACUCUGGAUAAGAGCGGAUUGGAGAGAGUCAAAAUCAUCGCCAGUGACAACCUGUGGGAGCCGAUAACAUAUUCUGUCCAUCGGGAUCCUGAACUGAGGAACGCUGUAGAUGUGCUGGGGGCUCACUAUCCUGGAACCGUCACCGUCCCCGAAGCCUUGACCCUGCAGAAGCAGCUCUGGUCUUCUGAAGACUUCAGCACCUUUAACGAUGAUGUCGGAGGAGGCUGCUGGGCUCGAAUCCUCAACCAGAACUACGUCAAUGGCAGGAUGUCCGCCACUAUUUCCUGGAAUCUGGUGGCCAGCUACUAUCAGGAUCUCCCGUUUGGGAGAGCUGGGCUGAUGACCGCUCAGGAGCCAUGGAGUGGAAAUUAUAUUGUAGAAUCCCCCAUUUGGAUCACAGCCCACACCACACAGUUUACUAAGCCUGGAUGGAAGUAUCUGCAGAGCGUCGGCCAUCUUCAGUUCGGCGGAACGUACGUCGCUCUGACGGAUCAGAGCGGAAAUCUGACUAUAGUCAUUGAAACCAUGACUCAUGAUCACUCCGCGUGCAUCCGGCCUCCUCUGCCUCACUACGACGUCACACGUCAGAAAGCCACGUUCUCUUUAAAGGGAUCGUUUACUUCAGUCCGUGAGCUACAGGUCUGGCACUCCAAGUUCGAUUUCAAGACCCAAAAGCCAGUUUUCUUUCAAAACCUCAAGCCUAUAAAUGUAUCUAACGGAACGUUCAGCUUGGACCUCGAGGUCGAUGAAGUUUACACGCUAACCACAGUCACCACGGGGUCUAAAGGAAGUCACCCAGAGCCUCCUUCGUCUGCUCCCUUCCCUAAAAUCUACUCGGACGACUUCGACGUCAGUGACCCGUACUUCUCAGAGGCUCCGUUCUUUGCCGAUCAGACCGGAGUGUUCGAGUACUUCAAGAACCUGACGGAUGGCGGCGCUCACGUUUACACGCUGCGGCAGGUGCUGACCGAGAGGCCUGUGACGUGGGCAGCAGAUGCAGAUCAGACCAUCAGUGUCAUCGGGGAUUAUUCCUGGCAGGAAACCAGCGUCUCCUGUGACGUCUACAUGGAGAAGGUGGACAGCGGAGGUGUGUUUGUGGCAGUGAGGGUGGAUAAAGGUGGAGGAUCGAUCAGGAACUCACGGGGAAUCUUCUUCUGGGUGUUUGCUGAUGGAACUUACAAAGUCACCAAUGAUCUCAGUGGACAAAGCAUCCUGGCGGAGGGACGGUCCGGAACGCGAGCUCACGUCUGGUACACUCUGACUCUGACCGUCCAGGGUUAUUACGCCUCUGGAGAGCUAAACGGCUUCGUGCUGUGGAAAGACGCGAUCGUUUUGACGCCCAAACACGGCUGGGCGGCUGUCGGUACGAGUACCUUCGAACUGGCCCAGUUUGAUAACUUCGCCGUACGGGCGGCGUGACAGGACGACCUCGACUUUAUUUCCUGUACAGAGGAAUAACUGGAGGAUUUCUGACUCUAAAUACUACUGACAUUUCUGAUUGUUUUAAAAAAUAAUCAGUUUGGUGUAGCAUAAUGUGUGAGAGUGUGUGUGUGUGUGUGUGUGUGUGUGUGUGUGUGUGUGUGUGUGUGUGUGUGUGAGAGUGUGUGUGUGUGUGUG
Messenger RNA from Tachysurus fulvidraco (yellow catfish), 2464 nucleotides. It is a transcript of the gene galcb, whose product is annotated as galactosylceramidase b. The transcript is spliced from 18 exons. Lineage: Eukaryota; Metazoa; Chordata; Actinopteri; Siluriformes; Bagridae. Gene Ontology annotation, cellular component: lysosome. Bases 266 to 2266 code for a protein of 666 amino acids. The record is from RefSeq and is a predicted model, not a curated record. Gene Ontology annotation, biological process: galactosylceramide catabolic process. Gene Ontology annotation, molecular function: galactosylceramidase activity.